CGGAGAGGACGGAGCUCGGGGUCCGGCGAGCAAGGUGCGUCGACGCGGACACGGAGACAGACGCCGACAGGAAGCCAAGAUAUCCGGGAUACAAACACUCCCAUCUUGCACAUUUGGAGCCGGAGGCUGUGCAGUAGCGAUCGUGGGAUGGAACCACGGUAGUGAAGUCCUGCUCGACCAAUCAGAUGGUGUGAAGAGACGGAGCCCAUAUUGCAUCGGACAAGAUCCAGCCGCGUCAGAUGCCGUCACCGAGCGCUGAAGCCUCCGUGCCGGCUGCGAUGGGACACAGUCCGGCCGUGGACACGAUAACAAUCCUCUGCAGUGUUACCUUUCACUCCCAGCGCCAUCUCUAGACAGUAGAUCGGUCCCUUAUCUGACCUUGAUGUCAGUCGUGUUGCAGUGGCAGCCUCAAGCUGCACCGCCGGAUCAACCCAUGGAGGCGUGGCCUGAACACCCCCCACACCGCUGCCCCUGGUAACACCAGCCCAAUGACCAGCGAUGCCUUCUAAGGUCUCCUGCUUGUACCUGCUGACAGUGGUUUGUUGGGCCAGCGCUCUGUGGUACCUGAGCCUGUCCCGCCCCUCCAGCUCCUACGUGGGACAGGUGAAUGUCCCGGUACGCAACGCACCCAAGCUCGGCAAGAACGACACCUUCGGCAACAUCCGCACGCGCGCGCUCAACCCGCACGACUUUGACUACCUCAUUAAUGAGGAAAAGAAGUGCGAGGCGGAGCCGCCCUUCCUCGUCAUCCUCAUCAGCACCACUCACAAGGAGUUUGACGCCCGCCAGGCCAUCAGAGAGACAUGGGGUGACGAGAGCACGUUCCCGGAGGUGCGCGUGGUCACGCUCUUCCUGUUGGGCCGCAGCACCGACCCCGUUCUCAACGAGAUGGUGGAGCAGGAGAGUCAGAUCUUUCACGACGUGGUAGUGGAGGAUUUUAUCGACUCGUACCACAAUCUGACGCUGAAGACGCUGAUGGGCAUGCGUUGGGUGGCCACCUUCUGUCCCCAGGCUCAAUAUGUCCUGAAGACGGACAGUGACAUUUAUGUCAACAUGGAGAACCUCAUCUACAACCUCCUGAAGCCCACCACCAAGCCCAGGAGGCGGUACUUCACCGGAUAUGUCAUCAACGGUGGGCCAAUCAGAGACAUGCGCAGCAAGUGGUACAUGCCCAGGGAUCUUUACCCAGAGAGCAAGUACCCGCCCUUCUGCUCCGGCACCGGGUACAUCUUCUCCGCGGACGUGGCCGAGCUCAUCUACAAGACUUCGUUACACACCAGGCUGCUGCACCUGGAGGACGUGUACGUGGGCGUGUGCCUCCGUAAGCUCGGCAUCCACCCCUUCCAGAACAGCGGCUUCAACCACUGGAAGAUGGCAUACAGCCUUUGCCGCUACCGCCGCGUGGUCACCGUCCACCAGAUCUCACCCGAGGAGAUGCACCGCAUCUGGAACGACAUGACCAGCAAGAAACAGCUGAAAUGUUAGCAGGACUGUUUGCACCCGCACCAGCGGAGGAGUCGGGGGGGAUUGAGGGGUUUGAGACAGCACCGAGCUGAAGGAACCAUAUUGAUGAAGAGUCCGGGGGCUUUGUGAGGAGGGUCUGCAGCUGCAAGGCCACAAAAGAACUCUGCAUUACUCUGAGAUCUCCUCAUUUCAAGGUGCUGCUCAGCUCAGACUCUCAAAUCAGGCUCGAGGUCGGAUUCGCUUUCUCAACAAAUGUGUGAAACCAUCACUUUAAUGGGAAAUUACACCACAGCAGCAACAUUUGAUUCAAAAUAAACGGCAGCACUUGAAGUUGUCACCUCACAGCUCGAACCCUGAAUGUUCCUGAUGUGUUUUCAGUCGUUGUACUUUCUGAACGAGGUGUCGAUGCUGGAUGUACCGUCUGGUAGCGCUUCACCAGGACCACGCUGAGUCCCGGUGUGAAGACUCGGCUGAAACACGGCGUUCUCACGCUGUGGAUUGGUAUCAAGGAGCCGACCUGGUUGCCUCUGUAAUAUUUCAGAAUUAGACAUAUUUUCUUACAGCAGAACAACCGCGGAACAUUUCUUCAACACUGUGAAGAUGUCGGCUGCUCGAUUCCCAAGUGGAUGUUACUUCUGUGACGGUGUAUAAUGUGGUUAUUUGUCUCAGGCGCUGCAGUGUGCUGUUCUAUUUUCUAUUACUUGAACAUGAAGAACAGAUUCAUCAGUGGGAGAGUGUGCCGAAGACAAAUAUCACACUUUGGAGUGCUUUCUUCUUUUCAAUUACUUGAGAUUAAAUAAACUGCUUUUGUAAGA
Platichthys flesus (European flounder) is the source of this 2279-nucleotide messenger RNA. RefSeq names its product beta-1,3-galactosyltransferase 1-like. The transcript is spliced from 4 exons. Gene Ontology annotation, cellular component: membrane. The record is from RefSeq and is a predicted model, not a curated record. The coding region runs from base 499 to 1485 and encodes 328 amino acids. Gene Ontology annotation, molecular function: N-acetyl-beta-D-glucosaminide beta-(1,3)-galactosyltransferase activity. NCBI's taxonomy places the organism in Eukaryota, Metazoa, Chordata, Actinopteri, Pleuronectiformes, Pleuronectidae.